AGCAAAGUUGUCUUGUGUUGAUCAGAAAACGUAUUGGCAAAGGCUUUGAAGAGGCGCCUGGUUCAGGAAGUGGCUUUCAGAGGUUCCAGCACAUUCUGCACCUCGCUUCAUCAAGUGGACAAUAUGAAAAGAUCUCUCAGGGCCUCUACGAUAACUAUUUGUCAGUGAGAGUGAGGGACCCCAACCUGCAGAGUGUGUCCGAGGCUCUGGAUUGGCUGAUGUUCUCCGACAGGCUGAAUCAAGUGAUUCUGCAUGGACAGAACUUCUCCUUGCUGAGAUAUCUGCCCUUCCUGUCUGUGAUGUUUCACUUCCUGUUUGCCCACACGCAUGUGCCCCGCAUCAGCUAUCCUCACAGCCACCAGGAGGCCACCACUCGCCUCCUCAGCAGCAGGAACGCUCUGUCCACCAUGUUGGCCGACAUCCCGGCAAGCAUCAGAUCCAGGAUUGGCCAGCUCCACCUCACUUUAGAUGUUCUGACGAUGCUUCUUGACAUCAUCUGUCCAAAACUACGACCUGUGAAUCCUCAGCUUUUUAGCAGCAGAGAGAAGGAAUUGAUGCGGGAGCUGAUCAACACCAUGCUGGCUUACAACCUCUCAUACAGGCAGGAUCGCACACCUGAGGGGCAGUACACCUUCAUGCUGGAGCCGCAUGUGGAGGAGGUGGUGAGGUUUCCGGGCCUGCCGCCGCGUCGCCAGCUGACUUAUCAGGCCAAACAGACCAUCAGCAGAGAAAUGGAGCAGGAGAAGAUGAGGAGAGCUGAGCAGAUGAUGCUUCAGAGGAACCCUGCUACGAAAGAGGAAGAAAAAAGGAAUGCAGGGCCGAAACCGACCAAGAACCAUCAGCAGAGGUUGGAGAACAUUGUGAAACAGACAACAGUGGAGACCAGGCCGGAGGUGGAUUUCUUCGGUCGAGCCGUCUGCCCCAAACCUCAGAGGCCCCUGCUGUCCUCAGAUUCAGGUGAGAAGUGUGCUGUUGUUGCGAUGGGAACAGCCGUGGGAAACAGUGAUGUGUGGUUCCGUUUCAACGAAGGCAUGUCUAAUGCGGUCAGACGCAAUGUUUACAUCAGAGAGCUUCAGUAGCACUCCUCCUGCAUAAAUUGAUUGACAUCAACAUGCUUUGUUAAUUCAAACAGUGUUUAUUUGAAUUGACAGUCCAAAGAGACAAAAAAAAAGAACAUUGCGAAACCCAAGGAAAGAUGUUCCAUGUUGCACACUCAGUCUGACACAUCAAGCAACAACAUCCAGAAAUCUCCAAAUAAAUAAACAGAAAUGAAAGCAA
Poecilia reticulata (guppy) is the source of this 1278-nucleotide messenger RNA. The record is from RefSeq and is a predicted model, not a curated record. NCBI's taxonomy places the organism in Eukaryota, Metazoa, Chordata, Actinopteri, Cyprinodontiformes, Poeciliidae.